AUUAGAAUGCUGCCAUUAAUGGAGGCGACAACCCCUCGAUUCCCCACUGAUCUUUGCUGAUAACUGUCUCUCUCUCUUUUUCUGUCCUUCUCUCUCUCUCUCCAUAGGCCCUCUCUUUUUUACACUUGUUACUAUUUGUGGUUGCAGGAACAGUGAACCUUUGUACCUCAUAUAAUGCUAGACAUACCCUCUCAAACUGCUUAUCUAUGCCCCUACCUUCCCUUUUAUUUUCCAUAGACUACUUUGAUUCGCCUAUAAACUUCUACUUUCACUGGCUUCUCCUUGAGCUAUUAGCCUUCUCGAUCUCCCUCCUAAGUCCCGCCUACCAUUGAAUCAUCAUUGUCAUUCUUUCGAUCGCAUUAAACUCAUCUCGUUUCCUUUGUUAUAGCUCGAGAUCAACUUCCAGGUUUCUCUCUCCCAUAAUGGAUUACCACCCUAAUACUUUUCUUCGUCUAAGCCUACCCAACAAUCAACUCAACCUAGAGCUUGUCCUUGAACCAUCAUCUUCUUCCUCAUCGCCACAAAGUCCAGUGGAACCUAGAAUUUUCUCUUGUAACUAUUGCCAAAGGAAGUUCUAUAGUUCACAAGCACUUGGAGGCCACCAAAAUGCCCACAAGCUAGAACGAACUCUAGCCAAGAAAAACAGGGAGCAAAGCUCAGCUGUCCGGACUCAUGGGGGAUCCAAUUCUCACUCAGGAUCCAGUGUCUGUGGUUCGAGCCGUGCUCAAUGUAUGCAGUCACAAGUCGCUCCAUUUGAACAACAAGGUCGACCUGUUAGGUUUGCAGGAGAAAUGAAUUAUGGAAGAAGAGACAUGAACCAUGGUUCAAGAGAAGGGAUCGAUUCUUGGUCCAAGGGAUACAGGACUGAAAAUGUUGAAGAAGAGUUCAGCCAGCUUGACUUAUCUUUAAGGCUUUAA
This is a messenger RNA of Durio zibethinus, 917 nucleotides long. RefSeq lists its product as uncharacterized. Gene Ontology annotation, biological process: negative regulation of abscisic acid-activated signaling pathway. NCBI's taxonomy places the organism in Eukaryota, Viridiplantae, Streptophyta, Magnoliopsida, Malvales, Malvaceae. The record is from RefSeq and is a predicted model, not a curated record.